CCCCUGGGGCCCCCACCCUGCCGACCCCGCCGUCAUGCUGCGCCUGCUGGCGCUCCUCCUGCACUGCCUCCCGCUGGCCGCCGGGGGCUAUGACAUCUGCAAAUCCUGGGUGACCUCGGACGAGGGGCCCACCUGGGAGUUCUAUGCCUGCCAGCCCAAGGUGAUGCGCCUGAAGGACUACGUCAGGGUGAAGGUGGAGCCCUCGGGCAUCACGUGUGGAGACCCCCCGGAGAGGUUCUGCUCGCACGAGAAUCCCUACCUGUGCAGCAACGAGUGUGACGCCUCCAACCCCGACCUGGCCCACCCGCCCGGACUCAUGUUCGACAAGGAGGACGAGGGGCUGGUCACCUACUGGCAGAGCGUCACGUGGAGCCGCUACCCCAGCCCCCUGGAGGCCAACAUCACCCUGUCCUGGAACAAGAGCGUGGAGCUGACGGACGACGUGGUGGUGACCUUCGAGUACGGCCGGCCCACCGCCAUGGUCCUGGAGAAGUCCCUGGACAACGGGCGCUCGUGGCAGCCCUACCAGUUCUACGCCGAGGACUGCGCGGAGGCCUUCGGCAUGCCGGCGCGCCGCGCCCGCGACCUGGCGCCCUCCGGUGCCCAGCGCGUGCUGUGCACCGAGGAGUACUCGCGCUGGGCGGGCUCCAAGCAGGAGAAGCACGUGCGCUUCGAGGUGCGCGACCGCCUCGCCGUCCUCGCCGGCCCCGACCUGCGCAACAUGGGCAGCCUGUACGCGCGGCUGGAGAGCGCCAAGGGCCUCAAGGAGUUCUUCACCCUCACCGACCUGCGGCUGCGGCUGCUGCGCCCCGCGCUGGGCGGCACCUACGUGCAGCGCGAGAACCUCUACAAGUACUUCUACGCCAUCUCCAACAUCGAGGUCACCGGCAGUUCUUUCCCUCAAGAGUGGAUCAGGUCAUCUACAGCUGCCCCCCUCGGGGACAGCCCCCCGGGGUCCCAGGUGGCCUCCAGUGCAGAAGACUGCGAGUGCUACGGCCACUCCAACCGCUGCAGCUACAUCGACUUCCUCAACGUGGUGACCUGCGUCAGCUGCAAGCACAACACGCGGGGCCAGCACUGCCAGCACUGCCGCCUGGGCUACUACCGCAACGGCUCCGCCGAGCUGGACGACGAGAACGUGUGCAUAGGGAUCCAGGCAGUGGGGCUUGGGGAGGGGCCGCUUAGCACCCCUGGGUGCCAGCGGACCCCCCUCAGGAUGGCGGGGCUGGAAGCGGAAGUGGCUUUUCUGAGGGCCCAGCAGAGUCGAGUCGGGGACGUCAGCCCCGGCUGCGACCUCCCCACCUCUUCAACGCGGGUCCAGCUGGGGCCGAUUGGCUUGACCCCAGUGGCUCUCGGCUCCCUGGAGCUCGGCGGUUGGCGCUUCCAGCCAGGGCCGCGGCCUGUCCGCCACGUCCUGCCUCCCAAACACCCCUCUUCCCUGCGAGGGGCCACCGCUCCUGGGAGCCAGGCUGACUCCACGGACUGGGGGCGCAGGACGCUGUCCAUGGGGAUAGGAAGCAGGGUGGCCAAGCUGGCUUCUCAGGUGACCACGCCUGUCCAGGUCACGAUGCCCAAGCAAGGCCGACGGGACACUGGCAGGCACCAGCCCCCGGGUUUCGGGACCCCUGUGUGA
This is a messenger RNA of Condylura cristata (star-nosed mole), 1633 nucleotides long. It is a transcript of the gene NTNG2, whose product is annotated as netrin G2. NCBI's taxonomy places the organism in Eukaryota, Metazoa, Chordata, Mammalia, Eulipotyphla, Talpidae. The record is from RefSeq and is a predicted model, not a curated record. The transcript is spliced from 7 exons. Bases 35 to 1633 code for a protein of 532 amino acids.